Closterium sp. Yama58-4 is the source of this 3297-nucleotide messenger RNA. The record is from the annotation of a GenBank genome assembly. NCBI's taxonomy places the organism in Eukaryota, Viridiplantae, Streptophyta, Zygnematophyceae, Desmidiales, Closteriaceae.
AUGAAGGAAGCUUCCUCCAGUGCCCCUGUCACUGCCCCUGCAGAGCCCUCCGAAGCUUCCUCUGCCACUUUGGGUCAAGGGAGUAAACGCAAUCAAGAGGUGCCACGUGGCGAAGGGUUAGUGGCUGAGGUCGCGACACCAACAGGAGGGGCUUCUGGACCGAGAGGGAGCGAGAUUUGGAACUCCCCGUUGCCAGCUGGCGGGUGGAUGUGGGCGGCUGGUUUUGUCGUUACUGCUGCUACAGUGGCGUGGGUCGGAGGACGAGCGGGCGGCAAGGCAGAGAAAAAGAAAGAGGGGUUGCAGAAGCAGGGGAAAGGACUUGUAACGAAUAAGGAGGGUGACAAUAAGGAGGAUAAGAUAAGUUGGACGGAUUGGGAGAAAAAGAAGAUGAAAGAGAAAAAGGUGGAAGGGUGGAGGAGGAGGGCAGAACAGGAGAGGAUGGAAAGAGAGAGAGCAGAGAGGUUCAAGGGGAAAUGGGCGGGAGGGGAGGCGGUUGAGAGUGGUGGAGAGGAGUUGGGAGGGAUUGGUGGGAGUGAGGAGAGGGAAUGGGAGGAUGGGAGGGGAAGGGGGGAAACAGGGUUUGGGUUUUAUGAGGGAGAGGGAAGGGAGGUGAGGGGGAUUAACGGGAAGGUGAAUGGGGUGGCUGGUGGGGAGAGAGGAGGGGAAGUGGAUGUGCUAGUAGGGGGGGAUCGGGAGGGUGUGGGGAGUAGGGGGAGGGGAGAGGAGGCGUGGGGGGGUGAGAGAGGGGGUGCUGUGGUUGAUAUUAGCGCCGAGGUAAGGGAGAGGAGGGUGGAGAGGGCAGGAGAGGAAGGGGAGAAGGGAGAGGUAGGCGAGAAAGGCGGGAAGGGAGAGGAGGGAGAGCAGGGAGAGAAGGGUGAGGAGAGAGAGGGGCAGCAGGAGCAGCAGGAGGGGGAUACAGAGGAGCAGAGGCGACAGGCAGCAAUGGCAGAGAUCCGAAGGAGUGCCGACUUAGUAAGGCGGCAGGAGAGGGAGGAGAGGGAGGAGAAGGAGCGAGCAAGGAAGGUGAGUGCUGAGAUGCAGAGAUUGCUGGUGGAGAGGAGGAGGCGCGGCGAGGUGGUGACGCAGCAGGUGUUGGAUGCGGUGUGGGAGGAGGCGUGUGCGGUUGUGCUGGGUGGAAAGGUGGGAGGAGUGGGUGCGGCGGGGUUCAGUGCGGCGGUUGAGGGAGGUGCAGCAGCAGCAGCUGCGGCGGCGGCGGCAGCAACAGGGGCAGCAGCAGCAGCAGCAGCAGGAGCAGCAGCAGGGGCAGCAGCAGGGGCAGCAGCAGCAGUGGCAGCAGCAGCAGCAGCAGCAGCAGCAGGUGGCAGCGGUUCUGCUGGCAAAAAUGACAAUGGGAUGAUGGGCGAGGACGCAGGGAGGGCGGGAGCAGCAGCAGCUGCAGCGGCGGCAGCAGAAGCAGCAGUAGCAGGUGCGGAAAAUGGAGGAGAAGGGGACAGCAGCCAAAGGGAGGUAGAGGGGCAGGGGGAGAGCAAUGUGCAGAUGGGACUGGGCAGGCAGCAGUGGGAGUUGGAGGAUGCCAAGAGAAGGGUGAGGCAGCGAGCAGCGGCAGCAGCGGUGGCUGCUGGUGCUGCUGGUGUUGCUGGUGCUGCUGGUGUUGCUGGUGCUUCUACUUCUGGUGGGGCUGCGUGGUGGGUGGAAGAUGAGGAGCUGGUGACUCUAGUGGCGCGGGUGAUGCUGAAUGAUGAGGCCGGAAGGGACUCGAUGCACGGGCUGACGCAGGAAGAGCAGGAGCUGUUUUUCGACGCUCUCAACAGGCUCUAUGGGGAGGAGGCUAACGGGGGUAAAGGGGGCGGCUAUAAGGAGGACGGAGUGUCCGAGCUGGUGGAGAAUCUGAACUAUGGCCGAGACGGCAUUUCUGUGAACGACCCGAUGGAUGUGGUGGUGCCGCGGUUCAGGGGAGGGGAGAGAAAGGAGAGCAGCAAGGGGGGGAUCGCAUCAGCAGCACCAGCAGGCAACGGCACUGCAGCAACCAGCGCCCCUGCAGCAACUGACGGUGCUACAGAUGAGCUGCUAGUUCAGGCGGUUUCACAGUAUGUGAAUGCCUCUGAUGCCAACAGGUUUAUUGACGAUGGGGGUGCGGAGGAAAGCGAAAGUCCGGCUACCUGGUCGCUGGAGGAAACACAAGGUGGGAGGGCAGGCAGAGAGGUGGGGAGCGGUGAAGAGGGUUGGAGCAACACAAAGCAGUGGGCAGAGGACAUCAGAGCAAGGUAUGAAGAGGAGAGGGAUCCUGAUGUGAGGGAGGUGAUUCAGCAGCUAGGAAAGGACCUCCCUAGGUGGUUAUCAGAGGAGGAAAUUAAUUCUGCCCCGACGCUCUCACAAAUUGUAGCAGCAGGGAGGGAAGGGGGCGACCCGAAGCAGCGGGCAGCGGUGAAAAGUUUUCUCGAGAAGGUUCGGGAGGAGAAGGAGAGGUUCGGGGCGGAAGCUGUGGCGGAGAAGUAUUUGGAGCAGGCUCGGGAUGCGGAGGAGGAGGAGGCUCGGCGGAGAGGGGUGGUUCGGCCGGACCUGGACCGGCUGUGGUGGCUUGACCUGCAGGCAGUGUGGGUCGUGAUGAUAAUGCGCUGGAGCAGCAGCAGUGGCAGCAGCGAUGGGCAGCGAGUGCAGAGAGUGCCGUACUCCUUCCAGCUCCCCCCUGACUGGGGCUCUGCCACUGCGUACUCUGCUGAGGGUGUUUAUAACGGGGAUAAUGCUGCUGGGGCAGCAGCAGCAGAGGUGGAUGCGUGGAUAGUGGUGGGAUUUGAAGACGUGGUGGAUGCAGCGCGGUUCAGUGAGGUGCUGCGGGUGUGGCUGCUGGCACAUCCAGAGGAGCUGGAAGGAGGGGAGGAAGAGGAGGGGGAGGAGGAGAGAAUUGAGGCAGCUGCUGGUGUGGCUGUGGAAGUGAAAGCAGUGCCGUGUGCUCCCAAGGAGCUCUAUUCAAGCGCCAAGGAGGCAGGGCAUCGCAUUCUCGUGGUGCAGCGGCAGCAGUUGCAGCUCACAGCAAUUGACGAGCCGUUGCCUGAUGUUCGUCCGUCCCUCUAUCCAAUACUUCUCUCUAUCUGUCUAUCUGUAAUCUCUCAGGAGCUCUAUUCAAGCGCCAAGGAGGCAGGCCAUCGCAUUCUCGUGGUGCAGCGGCAGCAGCUGCAGCUCACAGCAAUUGACGAGCCUUUCCCGGACGUGCUGGCGCGGCUGUGCGAUGCUGCUGCUGCUGGGGAGGACAAGAGGAGGGGGACUAGAGGGCCGUCAACGGUUGAUCUAGGACCGUUGAUUGCUCGUGCAGGGAAGAGGGGUGGAGAAUGGAAGUAG